AGAUUUCAGAGUGACAUCCGAAUGAGAAACACUGACAUCUGAAUGAGAAACAGUGCAAGUAAUAAAAAUUUACGCGUGUGCAAGUGAAUAUAUAAGGCAGGGAUCAAGAACUGAGCCCAAUCAAACCAUUUCUCUUCCCUCUCUUCUCUCUGCAACGAUUUAUAUAUCAACAAAACUUCAAUAUCACUCAAAUAAACAACUUUUAGUCCCCCAGAAAAAUCCAUGGCAGAAGAAGCUGAAGAUUAUCAGAAACAAGAAGAGGGUUUCGUGAGAAAAAGCUCAACAUUGAUCUCCAUCCAAGAUGGAUCUGAUGAUCUCAAGAAUUUCUUCACAUGGGUUUUUCUUGAUCAAUCAAAUAUUUGGAGAACUGGUCUUUCAUGGUCCAUCUUCUCUCUUCUUGCUAUUGGUGUGCCACUUUUGUCUCAUUUUGUGUUUCAGUGCAAUUCUUGUGAUCAUAAUCAUAGAAGACCCUUUGAUUCCAUUGUUCAGUUGUCUCUCUCUUUUGUCUCUGUUCUUUCUUUCAUUAGUUUGUCUUCUUUUACAAGAAAAUAUGGGCUCAGAAGAUUUCUUUUUCUUGAUAAAUUGUAUGGUGUUAGUGAUAUUGUUCAGAAAGGAUAUGCUCACCAGCUUCAUAUCUCAAUGAAGCUGUUGUGUUCUUUUGUUCUUCCGUGCUUCGUUGCUGAUUGUAUGUAUAAGAUAUGGUGGUUCACCUCAGGGAGAAAUCAGAUUCCCUAUUUUUUAAAUGCCUUUUUGAGCAACACAGUUGCUUGUUUUUUGUUGCUAGCUUCGUGGUUGUACAGAACAUCAAUAUUCUUCCUCGUAUGUGUUCUUUUUCGAUUGAUAUGCUACCUUCAGAUACUCAGGUUGGAAGACUUUGCUCAAUUUUUCCACAAAGAAUCCGACGUUGGUUUAAUCUUGCUUGAACACUUGACAGUAAGAAGAAAUCUCCGUAUUAUAAGUCACAGGUUCCGAGUAUUCAUUCUGCUGACUCUAAUCUUGGUAACAGCAAGUCAGUUCGCUUCUCUGCUUGUUACAACGGAAACUGGCUCUGAAGUUAAUAUAUUUAAUGCUGGAGAACUUGCGUUAACCUCAAUGACCCUAGUGGCUGGGCUCUUCAUAUGUCUGCGUAGUGCUGCAAAAAUUACACACAGAGCACAGGCUAUCACAUGCCUUGCUACAAAGUGGCACGCAUGCUCCACAAUCAACUCUUUUGAUGACGUUGACAAUGAAACUGCAAGCUCUCAGUCUCAGUCUCAGACUAUCUCACCCAGGGUAAAUUAUAUUGACGGUCACUGGGGAUCUGACAAUGACGAAGGCGAUGAAGAUGAUAUAGACAAUACAGAUAUGACGCCGAUUUUCACCCAUACAAUAUCCUACCAGAAGAGACAAGCUCUUGUGACAUACUUUGAGAACAACAAAGCGGGGAUUACUGUGUUCGGAUUUAUGCUAGACCGCACAUCACUCCACACUAUAUUUGCUAUUGAGAUGUCCCUUACCCUCUGGCUGUUGAAUAAGACAAUUGGUAUUUCAUGAUCUUCUCCAUACACGAUGCUGAAAAUACCUUUAGUUUUCUUGUUUAGAUAUGUCUAUAGUCAAGAUCAAUUUAUGGUGUAACUGGCCUUGUGAUGAGAGGCACUUAAAACCUGUGUAAUUUAAUGUGUGUAUAUAUAUAUAUCAUAAAACAUGAUAUGUAUAUGUUGUACUCUGGCAGUCUGGCCUAGUAUUGUACUUAGUUGUGCAUGAAGAGAUAAGAGUGUAUAUUAUUAACAAUAUUGUUGAGAAGUUGAAUAAUCUGAGGCAGAAUUCAGAAAAUCGUAUACGAUUGAUUCA
This is a messenger RNA of Daucus carota subsp. sativus, 1830 nucleotides long. RefSeq lists its product as uncharacterized. The record is from RefSeq and is a predicted model, not a curated record. The transcript is spliced from 4 exons. Lineage: Eukaryota; Viridiplantae; Streptophyta; Magnoliopsida; Apiales; Apiaceae. Bases 223 to 1533 code for a protein of 436 amino acids.